This is a messenger RNA of Trichomonas vaginalis G3, 1854 nucleotides long. RefSeq names its product regulation of choline O-acetyltransferase protein. Bases 1 to 1854 code for a protein of 617 amino acids. Gene Ontology annotation, cellular component: cytoplasm; membrane. Gene Ontology annotation, biological process: proteolysis; cell adhesion. The record is from RefSeq and is a predicted model, not a curated record. NCBI's taxonomy places the organism in Eukaryota, Parabasalia, Trichomonadida, Trichomonadidae. The transcript has a single exon. Gene Ontology annotation, molecular function: metalloendopeptidase activity.
AUGACCGCAGAGCAAAUUCAAGCAUAUCAACAAACAAUUGAAAACACCAGAGUAUAUUUAGAGCGAAUAUUGCGUGUUAAACCACUUCCAGACAGAUACAUUGGUUACAGCGAUGAAUUCUCUGCAGCUAUGAGAAAUUUAACAGUCAUUGCAACAAACUGUGAUUUAUAUAUUGUAUGGAUGGUCCAUCCAAGUGAUUCAGAUGAUGAUUUAUUCCAAGUUGCAGAUAUUAGUUAUUGGGAUACGACAUAUUGGGCAUAUCAUCAAAUGACAGUUAUUUUUAAUCCAAGAAAAAUUCCUACUCAAGCAUCCCAGAUCAAUACAAGAAAUGACAAUUUCUUUAAUAAUCUAAUGUCAGCAAUAUUAGUUGGUAUACAAACUCGUGGACAUUUCCAUGCUAAGUUAUCAUCAAAUUAUUAUCCAAAUCCUUACUGUUUCUUUACGAAGAAUGAAAUUCAAUAUGCUGUUCUUACAACUCCUUAUGCUCAUCAUCAUGGUAAACAUUUCUUUGGACAAGAAUGGUUCGUUGGAGAUGACAAUACUUGUCCAUCAGGAGUUUUAUUAUAUCCAGAUUCUUUGAGACCACACACAGCAUUUUAUCCCGAAGAUAUGCUUGUUCCUUUAAAUCUUCAACAUGAUGGUGUUCCAUUCUUAAGAUUCACAGAGGUUACAAUGGCAAAUUUACUUGAUUCAGGAAACUUCGAAGUUGAUUGGAGAUUUGGAAAACCGCUUAUCUUUGGUAAUAAAGAAUACAUCAAUGGUGAAUAUAUGCCAAAUUGGCCACUUGGUCCUGCUUAUACAACACUUCCUUGGUAUUAUUUUGAAAAUCCAAAUGUUUCACUUGAUGAGUCUUCAUUUACAUUCAAAUCAUGGGGAAUUGCAUCUAGUUAUAAUGGAGAUUGUUCAGAUCCAAAUAUUGCAUCGUAUUUCACAGAAUAUUGUAAUGCACAAUCAUACUAUAAUCCAUAUGGGUAUCAAAAAUUCGGCUCGAAAUAUAUAAACUACUAUUUACUUAAAGGACAAAGACAUUAUUGCGAUGAUGGAACAGCCACAAUUCCAGGCAUGACAUACUAUGAUGAAGAUGAAUGCGCUGUUUAUAACUGUGCAGAUGAUUAUCAAUCAUUCACAAUAAACGUUGUAACUGAUCAAGUAGCUCAUGAAUAUCUUUCAAUUAACUGCUCAGCUGAUGGGCAACAAUAUUCAUAUAUUAAGAAUUAUGCAGUUGGUGCACAGCUUACCAGAACAGUUGUUUGCCCUCCACCAGAAGCAUUUUGCAGAACAGUAGAAGGAUAUGAUGAAUGGUAUCCAAGUAAUCCAUUCCAGAAUGUUUUAUUCCCUACGCCAACACCAUUCGCUACACCAAGAAUUACACCAAAAGUUACUCCAAUCAUGACGCCAGCUUAUACUCCUAAGAACACUCCAGUUAAGACACCUUAUUCAACAGCAAAGACAACACCAUUUAUCACACCUUUUAAAACACAGCACACAACACCAUUUGUUACAGUGUUUUCAACACCAGUAUUCACACAUAAAACAACACCAAUUAACACACCAUUCAAAACACAAUUCAUGACACCUCAUUCUACUCCUCAUUCAACAGCAGCUUACACACCUAAAUAUAUGGCUAAACAGACACCAUUCAAAACUGCCCAUUUGACUCCUAAAUUGACACAUUUUAACACUCCAAAGUUGACUCCUCAUUCAACUCCUCAUUCCACGGCACAAGUUACACCUCACAUUACACCUUUUUAUACUCCAAUUGCUACAUAUGCAGAGUCAGCAAGCCGUAAAGUCUAUCGUAAACAUAAACCAGGAACAUACAUGGGCUUUGCAUACUUCUGCCAAGAAGUUUAA